Cannabis sativa is the source of this 417-nucleotide messenger RNA. RefSeq lists its product as uncharacterized. Gene Ontology annotation, molecular function: nucleic acid binding. The coding region runs from base 1 to 417 and encodes 138 amino acids. Lineage: Eukaryota; Viridiplantae; Streptophyta; Magnoliopsida; Rosales; Cannabaceae. The transcript is spliced from 2 exons. Gene Ontology annotation, biological process: DNA integration. The record is from RefSeq and is a predicted model, not a curated record.
AUGACGCCAAUUGCAACCUACCUCAACACUGAGGAAGUCCCAGAUAAUAGAAAUGAAGCUCGAAAGAUGAGAAGGAAGGCUGCAUGGUACAUCAUAGUAGAGGGAAUCAUGUACAAACGAGGAUUCUCCAUGCCAUUGCUCAGAUGUGUAACCCAAGAAGAAGCUGCACGACUUUUGUCUGAAGUACAUGAUGGAUUUUGUGGAAACCACGCUGCUGGGCAGAGUUUAUCUGAGAAAAUUCUAAGGCAAGACAAUGGCAAACAAUUUGACAGCCAGUCCUUUACUGAUUUCUUUGCAAACCAUGUCAUUAUCAAAAGUUUCUGCGCAAUGGCACAUCCCCAAGCAAAUGGUCAAGUUGAAGCAGUCAACAAGACAUUGAAAGAUAAACAAAAGAAAAGACUUGAGGAUGCUAAAUGA